Symbiodinium natans is the source of this 522-nucleotide messenger RNA. Lineage: Eukaryota; Dinophyceae; Suessiales; Symbiodiniaceae. The record is from the annotation of a GenBank genome assembly.
AUGGGGUCUUCCUUCGCAUGGCUGCUUUCCCUGUGCUCCCUGCUGCUGGCUGCUGCUGACAGCCCAGCAGAGCCCACCUUGCCCGCAAUGGUUGCGAGGAUCAUCGCCGGCGAUUUUGAGAACAACUUCUUCACGGGCGACUUCCUCAAGGCGAGGCCUGCCAACGAGAAGGAGGAGGUCGGAGCUUGCCUUCUUGACAAGGUGGGCGCCAUCGUGACGGAGAAUGGAGUGGAGCAGUUCUUGAACGAGCUUCAGGUCGAUGCGGCAGCGUGCUGCACCAAGGACCGACAGGACUGCGUCAAGGACAUCACGAAGCCGUAUGCCUUGCUGACGUCCAUCCGACAGAACCACGCCGAUGCGAAGACCACCGCGCCAAAGGUGGCUGCCAUGCUCCUGCGCGCCGUCGAGAGCCGCCUCGGGUCGGACAAGGUGAACCCGAGCCACUCCCACUUCUUCGGGAAGUGCAAGGACAUCGAGAAUUGCACAAUGCCUGCCCUCGGCGCAAGCACGAUGGACUUGUAA